AUGAAGCUUGUGAAAUUUCUACAGAAGCUGAAUAGAGAACAAGUGACAAUCGAGCUAAAGAAUGGGACUGUAAUACAAGGGACGGUAGUUGGUGUCGACGCAACCAUGAACUGUCAUUUGAAGAAAGCCAAAGUAACUGUACGCGGUAAGAAUCCCGUUGCAUAUGCUACCCUUUCCGUUCGAGGUUCAACAAUGAGGGCGUGGUUAUUGCCAGAAAGCUUGAAUUUGGAUGCACUUUUGGUUGACGAUACUCCGAAAAAGUCCUUGGUUCAAAAAUCAGCUGCAAACACUACUCAAGGACGAGGCAGAGGAAGAGGUCGCGGGCGUGGUCGAGGACGAAGAUAG
Molecule: messenger RNA, 345 nt
Organism: Cylindrotheca closterium
Lineage: Eukaryota; Bacillariophyta; Bacillariophyceae; Bacillariales; Bacillariaceae
Source: the annotation of a GenBank genome assembly